GCUGCUGAAGAAGAUGAAGAUGACAUUGAUCUCUUCGGUUCUGACGACGAGGAUGUUGAUGAGGAAGCUGAGAAGAUCAAGGCUCAGCGUAUUGCUGAAUACAACGCCAAGAAGGCUGCUAAGCCCAAGCCUAUUGCCAAGACCACCGUUACUCUCGAAGUCAAGCCUUGGGAUGACGAGACUGAUAUGGAAGCCUUGACUCAGGGUGUCCGCGAUAUCCAAAUGGACGGUCUUUUGUGGGGUGGUUCCCAGCUCGUUGCCAUUGGUUUCGGUAUCAAGAAGCUCCAGAUCAACUGUGUUGUUGAAGAUGACAAGGUUAUGUUGGAUGACUUGACCGACAAGAUCACCGAAUUGGAAGACUAUGUCCAAUCCGUUGACAUUGCUGCCAUGCAGAAGAUCUAA
Molecule: messenger RNA, 402 nt
Organism: Radiomyces spectabilis
Lineage: Eukaryota; Fungi; Mucoromycota; Mucoromycetes; Mucorales; Radiomycetaceae
Product: elongation factor 1 delta 2
Exons: 1
Biological process (GO): translational elongation
Cellular component (GO): eukaryotic translation elongation factor 1 complex; cytosol
Molecular function (GO): guanyl-nucleotide exchange factor activity; translation elongation factor activity
Source: RefSeq, a predicted model, not a curated record